AUGGUGAACAAUUUCUCCCAGGCUGAAGCUGCGCAGCUCUGCUAUGAGAACGUGAAUGGAUCCUGCAUUAAAAUUCCGUACUCCCCGGGUCCUCGAGCAAUUCUGUAUGCAGUCCUUGGUCUGGGGGCCGUGCUGGCAGUGUUUGGAAACUUACUGGUUAUUAUUGCAAUCCUCCACUUCAAACAGCUGCACACACCUACAAACUUCCUGAUCGCCUCUCUGGCCUGCGCUGACUUCUUGGUGGGCGUGACCGUGAUGCCCUUCAGCACGGUGAGGUCUGUGGAGAGCUGCUGGUACUUUGGGGAGAGUUACUGUAAAUUUCAUACAUGUUUCGAUACUUCCUUCUGUUUCGCUUCUCUGUUUCAUUUAUGCUGUAUCUCUAUUGAUAGAUAUAUCGCCGUGACUGAUCCUCUGACCUAUCCAACCAAGUUUACUGUGUCGGUGUCAGGAAUAUGCAUUAUUCUGUCUUGGUUCUUCUCUGUCACGUACAGUUUUUCGAUCUUUUACACCGGGGCCAACGAAGAAGGGAUCGAGGAAUUAGUAGUUGCUCUCACCUGUGUAGGAGGCUGUCAGGCGCCGUUGAAUCAAAACUGGGUUUUACUUUGUUUUCUUCUGUUCUUUAUCCCCACCGUUGCCAUGGUGUUUUUAUAUGGUAAGAUAUUUUUGGUGGCUAAACAUCAGGCUAGAAAGAUAGAGAGCACAGCCAGCCAAGCUCAGGCCUCUUCAGACAGCUACAAGGAAAGAGUAGCAAAGAGAGAGAGAAAAGCUGCUAAAACGCUGGGUAUUGCUAUGGCGGCGUUUCUCGUAUCUUGGCUGCCGUACAUUGUUGAUGCCGUGAUUGAUGCUUACAUGAAUUUUAUAACUCCUCCUUAUGUUUAUGAGAUUUUAGUGUGGUGUGUUUAUUAUAAUUCAGCGAUGAACCCCCUGAUAUAUGCUUUCUUUUACCCAUGGUUUCGGAAGGCAAUAAAACUUAUAGUAAGUGGGAAAGUCUUAAGGAGUGGUUCCUCAACAGUUAACUUAUAUUCUGAGGAAGCAGGCAUAGAUUGA
Manis pentadactyla (Chinese pangolin) is the source of this 1047-nucleotide messenger RNA. RefSeq names its product trace amine associated receptor 9 (gene TAAR9). The coding region runs from base 1 to 1047 and encodes 348 amino acids. Gene Ontology annotation, cellular component: membrane. NCBI's taxonomy places the organism in Eukaryota, Metazoa, Chordata, Mammalia, Pholidota, Manidae. The transcript has a single exon. Gene Ontology annotation, biological process: G protein-coupled receptor signaling pathway. Gene Ontology annotation, molecular function: trace-amine receptor activity. The record is from RefSeq and is a predicted model, not a curated record.